UUACUUCAUGAAAAAGUGUGUGACUGAGCAAAAUGGAGGCACCAGCUCUGAAUGGAUCAAAGACUACCUCCAGAAAUGGCAGGAAGAAGAAAGAGUCUGGUGAUGAUUUCCACAGAAAAAAUAUAAAUAAAUAUACUAACCCUAUUGCCAAGAUUUUUGGUCAUCUCAGAAGAAUUGUAGGAUUCUUAUUAUUGGCAGCUAAUAUAUGUUGUAUUGUUUGUACAGUCCAACAUUUAGCAAGUAAUAAUAAGCGGACUGUGGAGUAUUAUGACUGCCCGGAGACAUGGAUUGGAAUUGGAAACAAGUGUUUUUAUUUUUCUGAUGACACAAGGAAUUGGACGUCCAGCCAAGAUUACUGUGCCUCCUAUGAAGCUAAUCUUGUUCAUAUUGAAACAGAGAAGGAAAUGAAUUUCCUAAAAUGUCUCAAAGGCCCUUUUGACCACUGGAUAGGCCUCCGCAGAGAAUUUUCAAAUCACACUUGGAAAUGGACACAUGACUCUAAACUUAGUAUCUGGUUUGAAAUCAAAGGAACUGGGGAAUGUGCCUUCCUGAGUGACAGAGGAGUCAGCAGUGGCAGGAUCUAUGCAGAGAGGAGAUGGAUUUGUAUCAAGUCAAAGAGGAUCAAUAGGUGCUAAAGUAUUUGGAAUUCUUUAUAGGGACUUUCCUAGACCAUUUAUGAAAUAUAUAUUGUAAUUUGUUAUAUGAAGUUGCUAUUUCAUUAUUUGCUUUACCAUGAAUAUACUAUUAUGCACUGAUAGCAUCUAUUAACAGAUGCAGUCAAACUUAUAUAUGUAUGUACCUGAUACUUUGAUGUUUCUUUUAGUAAAAAAUCACCAAUACAUUUACAAUAUCUGUCACAGAGAAAAUGCAAAGUCUCACAGAGUGACAUCAUUGAGUUUUAUAAACAGCACUUGUAAUUAUGGCACUAACUACACUGUUCUGAUUGAGUCACUAAAAGGCUGAAAUAAUCAUUCACAACACAUCUUCUGUCUUUCCAUCUCUCCAUUUUAUUGGUAUACAAAAAUAUUUAUGAUCUCUUAAAAUUUUAUUUAUAUAUUUUGACAUUGUAAAAUUUUAUCUUUAUUCUCAUCAGAUGCAAGUGAUGAAACUCAAAGCCUUACCCAUGUAAAGCAGGUGCUCUGUUACUGAGUAACAUCCUACACUGAUGAUUAUACAAUA
This is a messenger RNA of Erinaceus europaeus (western European hedgehog), 1179 nucleotides long. Its product is annotated as C-type lectin domain family 2 member D-like. Bases 33 to 635 code for a protein of 200 amino acids. The record is from RefSeq and is a predicted model, not a curated record. NCBI's taxonomy places the organism in Eukaryota, Metazoa, Chordata, Mammalia, Eulipotyphla, Erinaceidae. The transcript has 5 exons.